Molecule: messenger RNA, 6413 nt
Organism: Athene cunicularia (burrowing owl)
Lineage: Eukaryota; Metazoa; Chordata; Aves; Strigiformes; Strigidae
Gene: GPATCH2
Product: G-patch domain containing 2
Exons: 9
Coding region: 12-1463 (483 amino acids)
Molecular function (GO): nucleic acid binding
Source: RefSeq, a predicted model, not a curated record
UCAGUAGGACUAUGGAGGAGCUGGUUCACGAUCUAGUCUCAGCACUGGAAGAAAGUUCAGAACAAGCCAGAGGAGGUUUUGCUGAUACUGGAGAUCAUUCUCGAAGUGUGUCGUGUCUUCUAAAGCGACAGGCAAGGAAAAGGAGGGGACGAAAAAGACGAUCAUUUACCACUCAUCAUCCUUGGGAGACUGGUCACUGCUUAAGUGAAGGUUCUGAUUCCAGUUUAGAAGAAUCAAACAAAGACUACAGGGAGAAUCAUGCUAGUAAGAAAGACCACAGUGACUCUGAUGACCAGUUGUUGGUUGCUAAACGUAGGCCUUCCUCAAACUUAAAUAACAUUAGAGGCAAAAGACCUCUGUGGCACGAACCAGAUUUAGCUGUUGACAGUUUGGGAAACAGGACUUUGCGCAGGAGAAGAAAGGUAAAACGAAUGGCAAUAGAUCUGCCGUCAGAAGUCUCUAAUGCACUGACAAUAACACAACAGCAGGAUAACAGCAGAGAUCAAGAAAUGGAUAAUAACAAUAAAUCAUACCAACACCAAGAGUUUUCCAAGAGCAAAGUGAAAAAAAGAAAAGUAGCCGCAACACGACAAGGACCAGAAGUCUUGGAUGAAGGAGUAGUUAUAGAAAAUGAAGAAGUGAACCAAGCAAAUAAGGACAAAAUGGAGUACGAGGAGCAAAAAGGCUCAGAUGAAAACAUGAGUGACAGUGAAUCCAGCAGUCUGAGCAGCAGUGAUGCUGGUUUGUUUACCAAUGAUGAGGGAAGACAAGGUGAUGAUGAGCAGAGUGAUUGGUUUCACGAAAAUGAAUCUGGUGGAGCGUGUGGAAUUACAGGGGUCAUUCCAUGGUGGGAACAAGAAGACUCUACAGAACUGGAGAGAGAAUUGCCUGAUCCAGUCUUUGAAAGUAUCUUAACUGGUACUUUCCCUCUUAUGUCCCGUUCAGGGCGGAGAGGUUUCCAGAGUAGAUUUAGUCAUCUUCAUGGAAUGCCAGCAAGAAACAUAAAAAAGGCUUCAGGAAACUCGAAUGCAUUGAUAACUCCAGGACCAGGCAGUAGCAGGAAAACAGUUCACUUGUCCCAGGAUUCUCUUCACCAUGACCACUGGUUUAGCCCUGGGGCUAGGAAGGAACAUAGCCAGCUUCAACUGUUGCGAGACAACAGAUCAGAGAGAGGACACAAGAAGAACAGCUCCGUAAAAACAGCUAGCAGGCAAACCAGUGUACAUUUAGGAUCACUGUGCAUGGGAGACAUCAAACGGAGAAGGAAAGCUGCUCCCCUGCCAGGACCCACAGGGUUUGUAGGUGAAAACACCCAACCAAUCCCAGAAAACAACAUUGGAAACAGAAUGCUGCAGAGUAUGGGCUGGACCCCUGGCACAGGCCUUGGACCAGACGGCAAAGGGAUAGCGGAGCCAAUACGAGCCAUCCAGAGACCAAAGGGACUCGGACUUGGAUUUAGCUGACAGAAAUGCACUCUGGCUGCACAAUAAAAAUAAAGCUCAAAAUUAAUUUAAAAAGACAAGAAAAACAUUUUUAAAUGGCAAACAUAUUAUUUGUUGUGAUCAGCAAAUCCAGUUAUUCUUCUCUCAAAGAUCACUGAAGUCAGUGUGCUUCACAUUAGCCACACCAGCUGCAAGGUACAGCCACAGUGACAGAACCGGCAUUCGAGUCUAACUUUAUAAUGGUGCUAAAAUGUACAAAAACUUCUACUUUUUUAUUUUCUGUGGUCUUAAAGUUUGUAUUAAAAGCAUAAAAUUCAGUAUAUUCACUUUUUUUCUUAAAAGCUUCUGACACAGCAGGUUUUAGUAUAUAAGCAAAUUUUUUUUUGUAAGUAUAAUUUCAUCUCGAGAGUCUUGAUAAGAUUUGUCGAGGAAAAUGGAACUUCUUACAGCUAUUGCUUUCUCCCCUUUUUCAGGAAAGUUUCCAAACCUGGUAUUUCUAGUGUUUAACAAUAUUUGAGUAUAAGCUGUCAUUUUGCCCAUAAGAUAUACACGUUUCCCACUGGAAGGUGAUAUGGUAUGCAAUUUUGUAUAAGAGCGUGAAAAAUGGCUUUGUUGUCAUAGGAAUGCCAUUCCAACACCAUUAUCGGGCAAUGUAUCACUGUCUUCCACAUUCAAGCUCAAAAGUAAACCUUUUAUACUUGUUUUUACAUUUACAGGAUUAUCUUUUUUCAGCAAAUAUUUUAAAAAGUUAAAGUUUAUUCUGACUUUGGAUUUCCCUUUAUAUUAAUAAUCCUCAGUGUUUCCACGUUUAAGAAUAGUUUGAGCUUUGAACAAGGAAAUUGUAUUUUAAAGAUGACUGUCUUUCAGUGUUUAUAUUCUGGGUUUGGCAUAUUUUAAACAAUGCAGUGUUCAACAUCAUGUUAUCAUCUGGUUUGUGAUUGUGCUGCUGCCAAUGAGCCACAACCUCUAAGGAUCAUGAACAGAAAAAGGGCAAGGAGAAGCAGGAUUAGGGUGGAGGAAAGGAAGGAAAAAGAUACUUUGAUGUCAUCUCGCAAAUCUAAGCUAGCAAUUUAAAAUCAAGAGGGAUCAUUAAGUGUUUUAAUCAGUAUCCUAAUGUAUCUAAUGUCAGCAGAAGCAAUUUCAUUAAGCACCAACCAAUCAAGCUCCUAGGGUACUUAUUGGUCUGCAGUAUAAAACAAAUUUCACUUUAAAAAUAAAUGAUAAGGCUGAAGGAAACUGUUGUUCAGAUGGACUAAGGAGAAAAUCCUGCCCCCCCUCCUGCUCUACUACCCGGGUAGUAGCUGGCAAUAUUUACCCUGACUGCAGAGGGAACAGGAUUUGAUUCUCCAGUCUUUUUUUCUUCAAGAGGAGGAUCUCUCCCUUCCUCUGCCUCAAACUGCAGAGAAAAAUACUUACUUGCAGAUGCUUGCAAAGAUAUUUCUUUAGAACAGAAAGAGCACAGCUUCCUUCAUGUGGCUGUGAAAUAUAGUGAUGAAUUUUAAAAAGUUUUUUUAUUACUUUUCUUUUUCUGUCAGCUUCACCCCUUUUUCCAGAAAAAUAAUACUAGGAAAAGAAGUAGGAGCAUUAUAAGAUUGAAUUUGCUUAAAAGAAAUGUUCAUGCUUUCCACUGUAAGUACUGUCAGUUUGGGAACAUUUUUUCACCAUACACAUAGUGUGGAGUAAAAGGUUAGUACCUGAUACUGUUUUAAUGAUAGCUGAAUGCACAUGUUCUCUGAGUUUCAGGAGAACUAUUUAUUGCUGUUUAAAUACUUGAUACGAUUGUGUGACUUUGCUUUUUGAAAUGGUAAGAAAUUUUAAACAGAUUUGGGAUUUAUAAUCAACACAUACACUUUUUAUUGGAAGGUUUCAGGCAUAGCAUAAUGUGAGUUUGCCACUUCAGAUAUGUCUUGCACAACUAAACUGAAUUAAUAAAUACUCUCCAUAGCCAAAGAAUUUCAGGGCCGCAUAAUGGCAAAGGGCUGAGAGUCUGGAAUUCUGCAGCUAGCAGAGGUGUAAGUGAUAUUUACAGUAAUGAAUUUAUGUGGCAUGCUCCUGUUCUUUCCAUGCAAUGUGCUACUGAGAGCAAGUGAAUUUUAAAGACCUCUUUGUAUUGUACACCACAAUCAAAAAUUCCUUAAAACAAUUUUCAACAUGUGGAUUGUGAAAGUGUGUCUUUAAGUUCUGGUUGGUUUAGCUCUAUUUGCAAAUCUGUAAAGGAAUACUCAUUCUCUGUUAAAAUUCUACUGUUUUGCUUUGGUUACAACACCUACAUAUCUUGGGCUGGAAAUUCUAAGCACGGUGCAUAUAACACUUAUUGGAAAGUGUUUCUGUGCAGCUUACCAUAGCAGUAGUUCCUCAAGACAUCGGUCUGCAGCUCCAGAAGUACUUGAAAAUGUUUCCUGUUAAAAAGAUAAAAGGGAAAUAAUGGGUGUAUGUUGAGAGAAAACCUCUUAGCCCAUUUAGCUCUUUAUUCAUCCAUUCGUACAGAUACAGUGAAGAGGCCAACCUAGUAAACAACCAUAAAGGAAGAACUGUUUAGUCUGAUUGGAAAUUUUACAACUUUUUGUUUUAAAUCAGUCUAUUAGUGAGAAACUAUUAGACAUUAGGAUUAGUCAAAUUCAUUUUGAUAUAGAUAUACUUUGUCUGUUUUCCAGCAGGUAUUCUCAUAGAUGCCACCGCUGACAGUCGACUUCAGCUGUUAGAAGAUUUGUAGAACAAUGUGAUUUAUUACAAGUAUUUUAAUAUAGUGUUUUGAGACACAUUUUUGUUGCAGUAAAAUUCUCAUUCUGACUCAUACUAUCAUUUCAUUUCUAUUUUUCCACAUCUUACAGGAGUGGUUUUAGCAAUACUCCAGCACAGUUAAAACUAGUGUUAAAAAACAAAACAAAAAUGAAUUGUACUUUUUUUCUUUUUCAAGCCAUUGCAGUGUUAGCUGGCUUUGAAACAUGUCAGAGUACUUGGAUUUAUUGGGUUUUUUCUUCAGGUCUUUUCCAUACUUAACUUGUAAUCGUACUAUGAUACCUGCUAUAAAGCUGGCUCAAUGUAUUUUAAAAUACAUAUACAAGUAUUUUCAGAUAAUAAUUCUUAAUCGCUGUGACACUGAAGGGUUUUUUGCCUACAUAAAUAAAUAUGGGAUCAUCUUGUAUCUAAAAGUUAUCAUCCAUCACUUGGCAGAUUCUUUCCAUUUAGGUGUUUGAUUAAUCAGUAGCUCAGCUGUUACCAUAAUAUUCUUCCUCUGCAGAAUGUUUAGUGAAGAGAGGAAACAUUAUAUAUUAUCAGCAUUGCAUUUUGCUACAUGUUCCAUGGUGUCUCAAAGUUCUGUGAAUUGAGCCAUUAACUGUUAAUAAAAGAAACCUGUGAGCAGUACCUUAUUUUUAAAUAAAUAUUUGUCGAAGUCAGAGAAGCAUUAUCAGUAUACUUAUUUUAACACAUUUGUCCCUGCAUUUGUCUUUCUGCAAUUAGGUCAAUAAUGGGUGUAGAAUGGCAGUAAAUAGCUAAAUAAUAUGUAUAGAAUGCUUUGCUUUAACAACACAAAUGCAAGAUGAAAUAAAAUAAAUAGACUCUGUUCUUCAUGGGUUUUGUAUGUUCUUUUCUUUAAACUGCUGUUUUCAAUAGUGUUGUUACUGCAGAGGUGCGUACAAAAGCAUGCUGUUUCUGAAAAUAUAAUUAAGUUUGCUAGUGUCUUGUACCAAGCAGAUGCACAUUAUGCUAAAGCUAUUAUACUACCUUAUAUGUGUGUUUUUACUAGUACUUCUUUUCUAGGUUAUUAUUAUUACCCAGCUGAAAAGGUUACACCACAACAUCAGGAAGUGCCUUAAGAUGUUUGCAGUACUUCUGUUAUCGUAUUCUUCUAAGACAUUUAAAUACAAGUUCUCUCCACUCUUUAAGUAUGUGUAUACUCUGAUAACUGUGACAGGACCUUGUACUUUCUCUUCAAACAGUUCUUCAAAACUCUUCCUCCAAGGAGAACUCACACAACGUUUGUUUUACUUUCCCUCUCCCCACACUCCCAGGGCAGAUUCAGUAAAGGCAUAUCAGAAAUGGGGAUCCUUUCCCUCUUACUCUAAAGUCAAGACACUUCUCAAGUGGACUUUCAUCCUUAGCAGAGUUUUCAAAAGAAGUGGCAUAGUUAGCACACAGCAAUUGCAUAACCAGGUUACCCACAAUAGAGUCCCACACCUAAGGGCAGUGUGUGUGUGUGUGUAAGUCUGAAAAAAUACAGUCAGAAUUAUUUCUUUAUUGACCUGUAGUCUAGCUGUGGAGCUAAUGUAAAAUGUUAAAAGAGAAAAUAGCAUUUUUAAAGGUUGUUACAUGUUUUUGCUUUGAGUUCUCCCUGGAAAAGAUUUUAUUAUGGUCAAGUGGGGUUUUAUCAUAGCUACAGUAUUCAAGAUUGCAAAUUUUUUUUUUUUUUUUUUUUUUUUAAUGACCUGUCUAUACCAGAAAAAGUCUUGGAGGAGGUGCAGCAAUUUCAGCAUGGAUGUUCUGCUUGUCUCAAGUGGAGUUUUUUCACAAAAAAAGAAUAUGUAAAAACUUUACCACCAUAGAUUUAUGUAAGUGAUAUCUACUAUCUACUAAGCUAUAAGAGAGUUUGGCCAGCAAAAGUAUCAAUAAACUCUUUAAUGUAAGUGUGCUUUAUGUUAUUGUGAAAAACUACAAAAGCAACAAAAGUUUCAUGAUUGACUGGUAGUAGAUAACUAGUGGACAUGUUUGGUCUUCCUAUGAUUCUCUUCUCCUCCAGCAAAACAGUGGAGGUAUUUUGACUGUGAUGGUAUAUUGCUUGUAUGUGAAUAUUCAGUCUUUAAGACUGAAAAUCACUGAGAUUCUGUAACCUUGAUCUCCUGCACCUAUGAGAACUGUGGUUAUUAACAGCUCUCAUAGUGUGCUUAAAGGGGGUUGAAUUAGUUUGAAGUAUUCCAUAUAUAGAAAGUUACGAUUUUGGCCUGAUUAGCAUUGCUAUGAUGAAUUAAAGUA